AUCCUAAUUAGUAUCACACUUGUACUUAAGUAUCAAAUACAUCAUUAAGCAACGAAUAAAUAGCUUUGUUUAAUCAAAUUAUCUAACCGAAUAGUAAAAGAUUCUCUGUCUAACUGAAUUCAUUGAUUUAUAUAAAUCUGUUAAAAUUGUGUAAAUAGUUGUCCGUGGAAUAGAUUAUAUAAAAAGUUAUGGAAUAUAAUAAAUCUUUCUAUCUCUUAUGCUAUUACAAAUAAAGAAAGGUAUCGCUCGAAUAGUAGUAGUAGUAGUAGAGCAAAGGAAAUUAUCAUUCUGAAAUUCAUUUAAGAAUUAUUACUGAUUUUCUACACAUGUCGACUGGUGGUUAUCAUCAUGCAAUAAUUUUAUCACCUGCUUUCUAUGCAAGACAAUGUUAUUCAGAUAAUAUCAGUAAUGAUUCAUCAUAUUGGAAACAUGAAGAUGCUGCUAGACAUUUAUCAAAUCAUGUUAUGAAUAAAUAUCCUAAUUUAAAUGUUUUAUGUUUAAAUAAUUCAACUUAUAUGAAAAAUGAUCUCUGGUCAGAUUCAACACGAAUUAAUGCUUGUUUAUUUUCUCAAGCUAGUCGUAUUGUUUUAUUUAUACCGGAUGAUGCAGCUGAACAUAUUACUUAUUUCAGUCGACAUUGUUUACAUCCAUUACUAUGCAGAUCACGUGAUCAAGGUGGGCGACCAGAAUGGCAUUCACGUUUUAUUGCUGUUGCUAUAGGAAGUGUACAAGUGCCAAAUCAAUUAAAUCCAGAUGUACCAUUUAUAAAUGUGAUACGUUUUCGUGAAAUAGGAUGGUUUCGAGAUAUUAUGGGAAUGAUGUUGUUGGAAAAAGCAAUUAAAGAUUUUUGGGUUCCACCUGAAAUGAAAGAAUUAACAUUGCAACAAUCAAAUUUAAAACAAUCAAAUAUGAUCUCCAUUAAAUAUAGUUUAAAUGAAAUAGUUGAAACAACAUCGUUGGUUGAUAUAACUACACAUGUUAUUGGUAAAAUGGAUUUAGAUGAAAUCCAGAAACAUGCACAUUCACAAUCGAAAUCUUAUGUUACACAAUCAAUCAAUGGUAUUUCACAUAAUGAAAAUAAAAUAAAUAAUUCUAGAAAUCAUAAUCAUUCAUCAAGAUUAGAAGAACAUAUUUUACGAUCAAAUCGUCGUCAUAUUAAACCUGAAUUUGAAGCCGAACAAUUACAAGAGAAUAUUUUAGAAGCACGUUUAAGUAGUACAAUUGGUCAAGUAGUACCAGUUAAUAUUAAAAACGAAUUAUUGAAUGUUAAUUCAUCUGUUGAUAUGAAUGAACAUGAUAAACAAUCUAUCAAAACUAAUAUUCAAACAAAAACUUCUACAGAAUCACCUGAAUUAAAUAUCAACGAAUUAAGUUCAUCACUAGAUAUUAACAAUACUUCAAUGUCUACAUCUAAAACACAUAAUAAUAUUCAGUCAAAUGAAAAUUCUAUCACAACAACUACAACUAACCUCUCUGAUGAUAAUCUCCCAGUAUUACAAUAUUCAAGCUCAUUAAUUUCUUCCGCUGUUACAAAUAUUUCAUCUUAUCAUACACCUAUAGUGUCAAAUUUAAAAACAGCUUCCAUUCCAAUUGUAGAAACAAUAGAUGACAAGUUAAAACAAAGUUUAGAUUAUGAAGAUAUACCUAUGAUAGAUGAAGAUGUAACAUAUGAAAUAAAACAAACGAUAACGGAACCAAAAUCAAUAUCAAUUAAGAAAGAUGAUAAUACAAUACUGACAAUAGCUACGACUUCACCAACAACAUCAGAAACAAUUCCAAUGACAACAAUUUUAUCAACACCAUUAGUGGUUACAUCAUCAACAUCUGGUAAAUCAAAUAAUGAAAUUCGUACAAAAAUGCAUAAAAUAACUCGUGAAGAAACUAUUACAUCUCAUACAGAAACAAUUACAACUACAUUAAAUAGCAUAAAUCGAAUUAUUGGUAAGAAUUCAACACUUACCACUGACACUAAAGUUAAACGAUCAAAUUGUACUAAUCAUGAUGGUAUAAAUGAUUUAACACAACAAAAAGAAAAUAAAACUAACAAUAUAUCAUCUCAAUCGUCUACAAUUCCAGUACAAUCUGAAGAGAAUGAAAGACAAAAAACUCGUUGUAGUUCAACAUCACCAUCAAAAAAACCAAUACGUAUCAUACCAGUAAGUCGUACAAAAUCAGUCGAACCAAAACUGAAAGAAUCUGUAGAUGUUAAUAAGCCUACUGAUGGUUACGUUAAAACAAUCAAUAUUUCUACAGCGCCAGAAGAAUUAAAUCGAACUAGUACUACGCCUAGAUCGAAUUCAACUUCUCGUAUUACGGUAAGAAAAUGUCUACGAAGUGCUGUUGGUAAGUUAUUACUUUACUGACUAAAUGAAAUUAUAAAGAACAACUGAAUGGGAGAAGUGGGGAACAAAUUAAUUCUUUUACAAAAUCGGUAAAACACAAUUGUAAUCAAGUAUACUACUCAUCAAUUAAUUUCAUUAUGAAACAUCAAUCAAUGGUGUAUUAAACAUGAAGUUCUUUUUCUUGUUGUUGUUUGUAAUAUAUUCCUCAUCUUUCACGAAUCUGUUAUUCCUGGUGAUUUGAAUAUCUCUUUGUGUAUUGCUCUUUUUUUCCCAGAAAGGUGAUCAAUAAUAUGUGUAAACUUAUUAGAUUCAUCUUAGAAGACUGGUUUACAGAGUAUGUUAAAAAUGAUAAAAAAUAAUUUUAAGAUUAAUCAAUAAUCAUAUAAACAAGUGUAUAUUAAAUAUUUGGGGUAUGUUUUUGUAUCCUGGCUAAUAAUAUUGUUUAGUUAUGCAAAACGAAGUUGUUAAUAUUUAGAUUUAGAUCAUAGUGAUUGAAUAUCUAGUGAUAUGACUUCAAAUAGACAUCUCAGUUAAUUUAUACCCAAUGUUAGAUCUAAAGUAUUGUGAAUUGAAGGAGAAUAAUGACCUUUCAAGUUGAUUCUCAUUUUACAAAAAAAAACCAUUCAUAAUAAACUGACUUUUGGAUAUUAAGUAAUUAUGAGUAGUAUAUCUCAUUGAUGAAAGUUUGUAAUAUGUAAAUAUAAUAUAACUAAUAUAUAUUACUGACAAAUAGAAAUGAGUGAAUACACUCAUUUCUAUCAUCUUCCUUUUUUUCAAAGAUAAAUAUAAAUAAAUCUCUUAAUAAAGAUCAAUUUAUAAAAUUAUUACACUCUUUUGUAGUAAAUAAGAAUCUAAUAUUGAUAGUUUAGUGACCCGAGAUUGAUAUAUACAUAUCAUCAAACCUCGUAUAUAAUUAUCAACUUAGAUCACAUUAGUGAAUAACGGAAUUAAAUAAGCCAAAUACGAAGAUGGAUCUUCGAAUACAUAUAUUUUGUACACUGAUUGAUCUAGGCAGGCAAUCAGAGGGACGAAGCGAAGGAAGCGAAACAACGCGCAGUGGAGAAGCCAUGUGAGACAACUAUAUAUUUAUAGUCGAACAAAAAUAAGUUACAGACAUAUGAUGAAUAGGAUAAGAAAUGUACACACACAUAUGCGCUCACACGAAAACAAUCAAGCUUAUUAAGUGAAUAAUUAACAAGGUCAAAAUGUGACUCAAGAAGGAUGUAUAAAUUGGCCUGUCUAGAAGUUAGAAUAAGGUAUAUGGGUUUAACAUGGUAACUGACACUACCAUAGUAACAGGCAUUGAACUGUUAAAUGAACUCUACAAUAAAUACUUAUAACAGAUAAAUCUUAGACAUUUACAGGAAAUUUCAAUGACACAUAUGAACUAUUUUUCUUUUGGAUAAAAUCUCAUUGAAAAUCUAGUAAUUUUUCACAUGUUUAUCUGACAUAUGAAAACUAUUCUGAUCCGGUUAAAAACAAAAAGAACAGUCCAUAAAAAUAGACAGUAUUACCGGAUAUCAAGUUUUUUCAUAUUAAAAGACUAAUAUUUGAACGAAGAAUAUUCUCUUCAGGUUCUACCAUUCGUAUUUCCAAAUUAAUAAUCCAAAAAAUAACCAGGUUAAGGGCAAAGUACAUCGUUUAAAGUUAACUCAUGUGAAUUUAGGAUUGUCAAAAAGCAUACUUAUUCACUUGGUAUUGUUUUACUUGAAUCUUCACAUUGAUGUUUAGGACUGAAAUUGAUCAGUCUCUUAUUGGCAUAUGUGUAUACUGUGCGUGUUGCAUCGAUAUUGCCUCCAUCUUUGCUUAUAAAAGAGAAUACUAUUGUAAUUGUUGAUAUGAUUCAUAUAGAAUGUUAACUUGAAUGUUAAGUGAAAAUUUAAGAUCCAUGAUCAGAAUAAAUAUGGGUCAGAUAGGGUGAGAGAAAUAAUAGUGCAAUUACAACUCGGUCAGAUGUUUAGUGGAAGGCUAUAUUGUGUAAAAAAUUAGUAAGGCAUAAUAUGGUGGGAUGAAUGCGAAGUAAAUAAAUCAUGUAUUGCAGAGAUUAGAAAUGAUGUUCAACCAAUAGUAAUGAUAAUAAUAAUAAUAAUAA
Schistosoma spindalis is the source of this 4434-nucleotide messenger RNA. NCBI's taxonomy places the organism in Eukaryota, Metazoa, Platyhelminthes, Trematoda, Strigeidida, Schistosomatidae. The record is from the annotation of a GenBank genome assembly.